AUGGGGUCAUUUGUGGCCACGGUCACUCUCGAUGACGCCAAGGAAGCCCUGCAAUGCAAGCACAUUGCCUCUGACAAAGCAGGGGAAGAACAUUACAAUCUCAUCAGUGCGCUGCACAAGUCCAUGAGGGGAAGCGAUGCUGAUGCUGCAAUUUAUUGGCUGGCAAGGAUGUUGGAAGGAGGCCAAGAGCCUCUCUACAUCGCCCGCAGGCUCAUCAGAUUUGCUAGUGAAGAUGUGGGAUUGGCCGACCCGUCCGCUCUCACUCAGGCUGUUGCCUGCUACCAAGCUUGUCAUUUUCUAGGCAUGCCAGAAUGCAAUGUGAACCUGGCUCAAUGUGUUGCUUAUCUGUCUUUGGCUCCUAAAUCGGUUUCGGUUUAUAGAGCACUGGAGGAUGCACAGAAGGUGGUGAGGGAAUCAGUUGGACAGAAUGAAGGAGUGCCUCUUCAUCUGAGGAAUGCACCAACUAAGCUGAUGAGGGAACUUGGGUAUGGGAAGGGAUAUAUCUAUCCGCCUGACAAUCCUUCCUCAUCAUCACAGACCUAUUUCCCUCCUUCUCUUCAGGGUUGUAAGUUCCUGUCCUGGUCAAAAAGAACUGCAACUGAUCCAUGA
Molecule: messenger RNA, 609 nt
Organism: Ilex paraguariensis (yerba mate)
Lineage: Eukaryota; Viridiplantae; Streptophyta; Magnoliopsida; Aquifoliales; Aquifoliaceae
Source: the annotation of a GenBank genome assembly